Messenger RNA from Paramuricea clavata, 607 nucleotides. NCBI's taxonomy places the organism in Eukaryota, Metazoa, Cnidaria, Anthozoa, Malacalcyonacea, Plexauridae. The record is from the annotation of a GenBank genome assembly.
GAAGAUCACAGUCAUCACGACAGAGAUUUUGAAGUAGACUACGAUUACUUUGAUACGAAUAUCUGGCCAAAAUUGGCGUACCGUAUCCCAGCUUUCGAACGACUCAAGGUAAUGCACAUCCUAACAUUUAGGCCAUGUGACACGGGAUCAGAUAAAUUCAGAAAUGCGCUUAAAUUUUCAAGAUCUUGGAUGAAUUGUACAAGUACAACCUGCAGCUAAAUGAUCAGCAAGAGUCCACCGGACGAAUUUGCAUGUGUUAAAAUUUCCCUCUCUCCCCCACGUGAAAGUAAAACACGCCUCGUGGUUAAAUUGAUGUUUAAGAAUUUUUUAAAGAUCUCAAUUUUUCCCGCAGGUAACGAGUGCGUGGGCUGGAUUCUACGACUACAAUAUUUUGGAUCAAAAUGGCAUCAUUUCUUCUCAUCCCGAGAUUGAAAACUUUUAUUUAUGUAAUGGAUUUAGUGGCCACGGUCUUCAACAAUCUCCUGCGGUUGGGCGAGCAAUCAGUGAACUAGUUAUAGAUGGAGGAUUUCAAACUAUUGAUUUAUCACGCUUCUCUUUCGAGAGGUUUAAAGAUAAUAAGCUAAUUAUUGAGAAUAAUAUAAUAUAA